AACGGUGCGCUGUUUUGGAUUCGAUAGAGAGAUGUUUUCAAAGGAUAAAAUGGGCCAGUGCCUUAGUCCUCUCUAGCUUGUCUCGUAACUAGUUCGUGACUCAGUCAUGAGACCGGUGACUGACUUAGCAAAUAGAAUAGGCCGAGCAUUGAUCUCCGCAUCCAACCAUGCAAUCCCAACUCGGACAUGGACUGCAUCUCUGGAACAGACUCUUCACCAACUCGGUUGUCGUGACUCACUGAGUCCGUCAUUGGUCGCCCGAGUCAUCGACUCGUUCCUCUCCACUCACCUCCUCGCCCUCGGCUUCUUCAACUGGGCUUCUCAGCAACCUGGAUUUUCCCACGAUUCAAUCUCAUAUCAAUCAAUUCUAAAGUCUCUCUCGUUUUCUCGUCAAUUCAAUGCCGUUGAAACCCUUUUGAAGCAAGUCAAGGCCCAGAAACUAUCUCUAGAUUCUUCGGUUUAUCGCCUUAUUAUUAGUUCGUUGAUCAAAGGAAAGAAAACCCAGAACGCGGUUUGGGUUUUAAAUGAAGUUAACUCGCCGAGUACAGAACUUGGAGCUGAGCUAUGUAACUCGCUUUUGGCUGCUUUAGUGUCUGAUGGUUACUUUGCUCAUUCCCAGAAAGUGUUUGAUGAAAUGUUUCAAAAAGGUGUUGUUUUUAAUACAAUUGGGUUUGGUUUAUUUAUUUGGAGCUUUUGUAAGAAUGGUGAAUUGAAUAAAGUUUUAAGUUUGUUGGAUGAAGCAAAAAAGGGGAGUUCUUGGGAGGUUAAUGGAUCAAUUAUCGUGGUUUUGGUAGUUCAUGGACUUUGUUUUUCAUCAAGAGAAUCGGAGGCUUUGUGGGUAUUGGAUGAGUUGAGGAGUAGAGGUUGGAAACCUGAUUUUAUAGCUACAGGAUUAGCUGAAGCGUUCAGAAAGAGUAAGCGUGUGGUUGAGGAGUUGGUUUUGAAGAAGAAGAGAAAGCUAGGGGCCAGGAGUGAUGAUUAUCGAGAGUUUAUCUUAGGGCUGAUUUCGGAGAGACGGAUAUGUGAAGCUAGGGAUUUAGGUGAAGUGAUUGUAAGUGGGAAUUUUCCUGUUGAAGAUGAUGUUUUGGAUGCGUUGAUAGGAUCGGUUUCGAGUAUUGAUCCUGGCUCCGCAAUUAUGUUUUUGAAUUUUAUGGUUGGGAAAGGAAAAUUACCGACUCUGAUGACUUUGAGUAAUUUGAGUAGGAAUCUAUGCAAGCAUGGUAAAGUUGAUGAGUUGGAGGUUUAUCAGGUUUUGUCUUUUCGAUAUUUCUUGGAUAUGGAGAGUUACAAUGUGAGUUCAUUCUUGUGCAAGGCUGGGAGAGUAAGAGGGUAUGGGGUACUUCAGGAGAUGAAGAAAAAGGGGUUAGGCCCAAAUGUCUUCUUUUACAAUUCCCUAAUGGAAGCAUGUUGUAGAGAAGACUUAGUGCGUCCUGCCAAAAGAUUAUGGGAUGAGAUGUUUGCAAGUGGGUGCGCAGGAAACUUGAACACUUACAAUAUCCUCAUUGGAAAGCUCUCACAGAUAGGGGAAGUUGAAGAGGCUCUGCGCCUCUUUCAGCAUAUGGCAGAGAAAGGGGUAGCACCUGAUGGGACAACUUACACAAACCUUCUUGAAGGGCUUUGUCAAGAAUCAAAAUUUGAAUCUGCUUUUGAAAUCUUCAAUAAAUCUGUUGAACAGGAUAUGAUGCUUGCACAAAGCAUAUUGCGCACAUUUGUCAUACAUCUCUGCAGAAAAGGUCAGUUUCUUGUUGCUUCUAAGAUGCUCUGUGGUCUCAGUUCUGAUAUAAUACAUUCAGAUUCCCAUGUUGUUAUGCUGAAAUGUUUAGCUGAUGCCAAAGAGACUCAGUUCGCAAUUCAACACAUACAAUGGAUUCAAGAAACCUCACCUUCAAUGUUGCAAGCUAUAUUCACAAAACUUGCAGCAUCUCUUUCUUCUACUUCGAGACUUGAUUCGAUUGAGCAGUUGCUUCAAGCAAUACAGGAAAAAUGUCUGCUAGAUUCCAACAUGUAUUCCUGGAAGGAUACAUCUGGAGCACAUACGGGAUGUUAGAAAGCUUUUGUUUAUCGAACUUCUAGUAUUGUUUUCUUC
This is a messenger RNA of Theobroma umbraticum, 2086 nucleotides long. Its product is annotated as Tetratricopeptide repeat (TPR)-like superfamily protein. NCBI's taxonomy places the organism in Eukaryota, Viridiplantae, Streptophyta, Magnoliopsida, Malvales, Malvaceae. The record is from RefSeq and is a predicted model, not a curated record. Gene Ontology annotation, molecular function: protein binding.